GGGUUGGCACCUUGAUCUGAGUUGAGAGCAAUCGUCCAAGCGAGAUGAGGCUGCCCCUCGCCGUCCUGGCGGCCCUCGCGCGCACGGCAGCCUCGUAUUGCUGCUUUUAUCCCGAAACCACGGACCGCUGCGUGAAUUGUCAAUCUAUCGCGGAGGACUCGAAUUAUUGUGCUGCCUCGGAGACCAAGUGUAAUGAGUGCGGUCACGUCUGGUGUGCGGCAAACGACGACAGCACCGCCGCCGCCACGCCCGUGCUGCCGGACGGGCCCGAGUGGCAGCUCGGCACCUACACGACCCGUUACUGGGACUGUUGCAAGCCGAGCUGCGCGUGGAACUCGAAGGGCGACGUUGACCGCCCCGUCCUCGCGUGCGAGGCCGAGACGGGCGAGAUCCUGACCGAUGCGAACGUCGCGAGCGUCUGCGACGGCGGUACCGCGGCGUCCUGCGCGUCGAACCAGCCCUGGACCUACAAUGACGGCGUGUCGCUGGGCUUCGCGGCCGCGUCGGUCGGCGGCAACCAUGGACUCAAUGGAGACGAGAAUUGCGGCCAGCUGUGUGGAAAUCAACCAGUGCGUCGGGUGCACCGACAAUUCUUCACUAAGUCAUUUCUCGGCGAUGACGCGGCCGUCCUGGCUUCGUCGAGCGGCGAGGAAUCGGCAUCGUCACGCCAUCGAGCAGGCCUCGCGUCGAUGGCGUGGAGGACGACGCGAUGAUUCAGCACGAACGCGCCGUAAACUUUUGAUUUCCACACAGGCGGCCAGUGCUACGAGUUGGUGUGGUCGAACGAGGGAGGCGCCCACGCCGACAUCGUGGGCAAGUCCCACAUCAUCCAGGUCACGAACAUCGGCUACGACGUGACGGGCGACCACUCCUUCGACUUGCAGAUCCCGGGCGGCGGCCAGGGUAUUUUCGAUACCGGCUGCGUGCGGCAGUUCCCCGGGGGGCUCUUCGGCGGCUACUACUCCACGGACGACUUCGACUGUGGCGUCCGCUACGGCGGCUGUGCCGACGAGACCGGCUGCUCCCGGCUGCCAUCCGAGCUGCGAGCAGGCUGCGAGUGGAGGUUCGGCGACUCGUACGGCUCGGAUAAUCCGUACGUGCGGUUCCGGCGCGUGCGCUGCCCGGCGGAGCUCGUCGAAAUCUCGGGGAGUACACCUCGGGACGAUGACGAGUACGAAGCCGUCGACCUCGACGCCUACGCCGGCGGCGGACUCUACUCGCGAGCUCUCGGCCGAAGGCCCGGGUUCGCGCUGGCGCUGUUUCUGGGGGGUCUAAUGAUCUAACGCUA
Molecule: messenger RNA, 1288 nt
Organism: Pelagomonas calceolata
Lineage: Eukaryota; Pelagophyceae; Pelagomonadales; Pelagomonadaceae
Source: the annotation of a GenBank genome assembly